AUGUACUAAGUUAGUUUAGAUAAAUCUUUAGAAACACCAAGUAUGCAAGAACCUAAUAAAAUGAAAACUAUAAAGAAUUAUUAAGAGCUAUAAGAAGCUAAUGCAGUAAUUACAAUUAAAACAAAAGGAAAUAAAUUUAUCUUAUCCAAAUUACACCCAUAUUAUUACUUAAAACAUAAUUCAUUAUUGCUUGAAUAUAUUAACGAACAUGAAAUAAAAUCAUUUCUAGAUGAAUUGAACAGAACAAUAGCAAACAAUUGGCCUCCAAGAAAAUUAAUACUUUUAUCAUAUUUACUUAUUCCUUUUACAUGCGGAUUUUCUUUAUUGUGUCCAUAUUAUUGUUUCAAUAAUGCAGAAAAAUUUGUGACUUGGAAAAUUGAUGAAUACAAUAUAAAAUGGGAAGAUAAAGGUUUAAAAUUAAAAUGGGAAGAUGAAAUUUUAUAAAUACAUUUAUAUAAUAAAAGAAGAAGAUCAGAUUAUGAUGUUUAUAAUGAUAUUGAUGUUAUUAUUGCAUGA
Molecule: messenger RNA, 516 nt
Organism: Paramecium pentaurelia
Lineage: Eukaryota; Ciliophora; Oligohymenophorea; Peniculida; Parameciidae
Source: the annotation of a GenBank genome assembly